AUGCGCCACGUCCUCUUUCCGAUGAGAGUAGCGGGGGGAUCAGGGGCAGGUGUAGGAGGGAUGCAGCAUCUUCAGCCAUCGAAGUUCAAAGAGACUGAAGCUUUACUGGACAUACAUCAUCCAUUCCGUCUGCUGUUGGCUGGUGGCGUUCACAUAAAGUCAUGUCCAGAUCGGGUGAUAGAACAUCCACCUUUGACCCAACUCACAGGACAGCAGUUCCACUGCCACAAAGCAGUGCUUGCGUCUUGCUCCCAGUACUUCAGGUCUCUCUUCUCCUCUCACAAUGUAAUCAACAAUGAGGGCAGUAAAGGAGACCAGGCUAGCAGUGGGACCCCCUCAUCCUCCCCAGAUGACAAGCUUGUAACCCCCACUGCCAGGCCCAUUAAUAACCUGGUACUACAAGGAUGCUCCUCUAUUGGACUACGCUUAGUGUUGGAGUACCUCUACACUGCCAAUGUGACUCUUUCCCUGGACACAGUGGAAGAGGUGCUGUCAGUGAGCAAGAUUCUGAACAUCCCUCAAAUCACCAAGCUCUGUGUGCAGUUCCUCAAUGACCAGAUCUCUGUCCAGAAUUACAAGCAAAUCUGCAAGAUUGCCGCCCUCCAUGGACUGGACGAGACAAAGAAGCUGGCCAACAAAUACUUGGUGGAAGAUGUGCUUCUGCUAAACUUUGAGGAGAUGUGUGCCAUGCUGGAUGCUCUGCCACCCCCUGUGGAGUCAGAGCUGGCUCUCUUCCAGAUGUCAGUGCUGUGGCUGGAGCAUGACCGCGAGACUCGUAUGCACUACGCCCCAGACCUCAUGAAGAGGCUCCGCUUUGCCCUCAUCCCUGCCCCAGAGCUGGUGGAGAGGGUGCAGUCCGUUGAGUUCAUGAGGAGUGACCCAGUGUGCCAGAAGCUGCUGCUUGAUGCCAUGAACUACCACUUGAUGCCCUUCCGACAGCACUGCAGGCAGUCCGUGGCCAGCAGAAUCCGUUCCAAUAAGAGGAUGCUGUUACUGGUGGGUGGUUUGCCUCCUGGACCUGAUCGCCUCCCUAGUAAUUUGGUCCAAUACUAUGACGAUGAAAAAAAGACAUGGAAGAUCCUCACAAUAAUGCCUUACAACAGUGCUCAUCACUGUGUGGUGGAGGUGGAGAACUUUCUGCUGCUGCUUGGAGGAGAAGACCAGUGGAACCCCAAUGGGAAACACAGCACCAAUUUCGUGAGCCGGUAUGAUCCAAGAUUUAACAGCUGGAUCCAACUUCCGCCAAUGCAGGAGAGGAGAGCCAGUUUUUUUGCCUGUCGCCUGGAUAAGCACUUGUAUGUGAUCGGUGGGAGGAAUGAGUCGGGAUACCUCUCUAGUGUCGAGGCCUACAACCUGGAGACUAAUGAGUGGAACUACCUGUCCUCUCUCCCUCAGCCCCUGGCCGCCCAUGCAGGAGCUGUGCACAAUGGAAAGAUUUAUAUUUCAGGAGGGGUCCACAAUGGGGAGUAUGUGUCCUGGCUCUACUGUUACGACCCUGUAAUGGACGUGUGGGCUCGAAAACAGGACAUGAACACAAAGAGAGCCAUCCACGCACUGGCCGGGAUGAACGACCGCCUCUACGCCAUUGGUGGAAAUCAUCUCAAAGGUUUCUCUCAUUUAGACGUGAUGCUUGUGGAGUGCUAUGACCCCAAAGCCGACCAAUGGAACAUCCUGCAGACGCCCAUCCUGGAGGGCCGCAGUGGGCCGGGCUGUGCAGUUCUGGACGACAGCAUCUUUCUGGUUGGAGGCUACAGCUGGAGCAUGGGGGCCUAUAAGUCUUCUACCAUCUGCUACAGCCCAGAGAAAGGCUCAUGGACUGAGUUAGAAGGAGAGGUGGCAGAGCCAUUGGCGGGCCCUGCCUGCUCCACCGUCAUACUACCGGCCUGCCUUCCUUUUAACAAAUGA
Knipowitschia caucasica is the source of this 1905-nucleotide messenger RNA. NCBI's taxonomy places the organism in Eukaryota, Metazoa, Chordata, Actinopteri, Gobiiformes, Gobiidae. The record is from the annotation of a GenBank genome assembly.